Cuscuta europaea is the source of this 1518-nucleotide messenger RNA. The record is from the annotation of a GenBank genome assembly. NCBI's taxonomy places the organism in Eukaryota, Viridiplantae, Streptophyta, Magnoliopsida, Solanales, Convolvulaceae.
GGGAAGAUAGUAAUUUGUAAUGUAAAGUCUAAAGACUAAAGAAGAGGUGCAAAACAAACAGUUUUAGCGAGUCGUAUGGACGCAAAUAGGCAUAUGAUUGCCUUGAAAAAUGGAAAUGGACUUGUACCAGAGGUACAAAUCACAGAUUCACAGAAACCAACAUUUAGAACAAUAGACCAUACUAUGACUAGAUCGGAAUUACAAUCAAUGCUCUCUAUAGCGAGACUAACACAAACGUACAGCUUUUAAGUUCAGAUUUCAGACGCCAUGUCAUCGCUUUCCAUCGUUGAUGGCACUCCAGCUGGCGUUGGGGGGUCCACAUCGCAAAAGCUUCCACCAUCAGAUGCGAAGCCGCACUGCGACUGUUCCAUCUGCCCAAAAUUUUCACCAUGCAUGUGGCUGAACAUGUGGGGAAAUGGGGAAGACACUGCGUGGAUCACAAUUCUGAUGUUGUGUAUCAUAUCCAGGCUGGUAAUGCUUAUGUAAUUUAUUUUCAUCGGCGUAACUCUGCCUCCUUCCCCUGCCGUCGUCAACACCAGGCUGUGUUCCCUAUCCAUAGUCGGCAACAGGCUUCCCGACGGCAGGCUCAACAGUUCCGAGGCAAGGAUCUUCCGAUUCGGCACAACGUGAAAAUGGAAAUUCGAGAGGUACAGAAAUCCGUUACCGGCCAGAAGGUUGGAGUCCUCCAAGGCGAAAACAGUCAUGGAAUUCAGCUUCGACAGCUCGGCGAAUUUCACUCUCAUCGCCAAUGCAACGAAUCUGUACCGGCUAUUCUCCAAUCGAAUGAUUGCGUCUUUCAGCAUCAGGUGCAUGAUAGAUAUCCUCGUUUCCGAUGAAGAAAUUGAUGACUGCGGAGGAAAUGACAGAGAAUUAAUAUGCUCCAUGCUGCACGAUUCCGGCGAGAGAUGAGCUACGAAGCCUCGGAUGCCAUGGAUCACGAUGACGCCAUUGUAGAACAGGUCUGGCUGGGUGAUCAUUGCACCAUUGACGAAAACCUGCGCUUGAUCGCGAAUCACGGAAGUAGUAGUCGUGAUAGUGAGGCAGCGGUUUUCGGCGAGAGUUUGGAUUUUAGUGCCAGACGCUAAUUUCCGAAGGAAUUCGAGCGGAUAUAGUCCAGGAACAGAGUGCUCGUGCAGGAGCAGUCGGAGAACGCAGGCGUGGCAGGUGAGGAUCGACGAAUCAGCAGGCGCGAAUAUAGUGAUCGGAGCUCCGGUGGAGAGAUUCACACCGGCGGCAGCAGUAGAUAACUCCUCGAACCCUAGAGAAUAGAGGAUGUUCGCGAAAGCCGGAGGCGUGUAAACAUUAGCAUCGACGUAAGAAGACUGUUCCGGUGAUAGUGGAAAUGACGGCGGAGGUGAUGAUGGUGAUUGAGCAGAAAGGUCGCUCGCGUCGGUUGUAGCUGCGGAUAUGAAGAUCGAGAUGAGAAUGAGUAAGACAAGGAGGAUCUGCAGUUGCAGAGUGGCGGUAGCCAUGGCGGUUUUUCCAGAGAAGGAAAGAGAUAUUGAAGGAUCGGUAUGU